Molecule: messenger RNA, 10464 nt
Organism: Anopheles merus
Lineage: Eukaryota; Metazoa; Arthropoda; Insecta; Diptera; Culicidae
Gene: PTP-ER
Exons: 4
Coding region: 1368-7898 (2176 amino acids)
Biological process (GO): protein dephosphorylation
Molecular function (GO): protein tyrosine phosphatase activity
Source: RefSeq, a predicted model, not a curated record
CCAACUUUGACAGAUCAAUUGCUGUGUGCUGAACGUAUGUAUGUAUGUGUGCGUGUGUGUGUGUGUUCAUGCGCCUGUGUACAUGGGAAAUUGUAUAUGUCCGUCUUGUGUCUCUGUGGGAAGGUGCGAAGAAAGUUUUGCGUUCGAGAACGUCGACCAAAACGACACACCACCGUUUUAUCGUCUUUGGCCGCGAGUUUUUAUCGAAAUUGCUGCCGAGUAGCUGAUACAGGGCAUUGCUAAAAUGUGCCACGGCCCGUAAUUGCAGGUGCAAUACACACACAGCAACCAUAGAGAACGAUUUCGCGUUGUGCCUACCCUCCAGCGCAGUGUCCAAGAGCUAGUGCCCCGAGCAGAACAAGUGCAGUGGAAAAUGUUGGCCACCGCUCGGCGUAGCUGGGCGUGCGGUGAAGAUGCCCGGAAAGCCAUGGAAAAUGGUGCCUAGAAAGUGGAGGCUAGACACGCAAAUCGGGAGCGGGCAGUUACCCCCCCGCAAAGAAACAGAUGCUGUCGUAGUGAAAAAUAGAUUCCUCUACAGCUCUCUGCUCUUCGUGCAGUGUACAUAGUAAGAGUUGGAAAUCUCCCCCCCGUUGACUCCACCAACCUUCUCUAUUGAUGUGGCAGUUGUGGUCGGUGGGGUUUGUGCUGGUGUUUUAGAUGAUUCGGUGGGUCCACGGACGAUACAAGAAAAUUGUGUGAACAAUAACUGAUUCAGUGCUUUGUGAGAAACAGAAACAAAAAAAGACCCAUAUUCGUUGUGGCAAACUGUUCGCUUCAUAGAGAGAUAGAGAGCGAGAGAGAGAGCGUGAGACAUAAACGGUAGGGUGAGAGGUCACAGCCACAGGUCAGACAAAAAAAAAAGAAACAGUGGAAGAAUUGCGGUGCAGUGUGGUGUACGGUGGUGGACGAACAUUAAGCAACAACGCCACAAUCGCCAAUCCUCUCGGUGCUCCCAGACACCCAAACACCCGCCCCAGGCCCAGCAAUCAUCCCUCAGCAAAACGCGUAAAGUUGAUACCAAACAAAUAGUGUGUACAAAGAGUGGGAGUGAAUGAGAGAGCGAGAGAGAGAUAGAAAGGGCCCGGAAGGGAUGCAAUACUGACCUACAACAAAGGCGUUUGGAAAACAUUGGAAAUGAAUGAAUCUCUACACAUCGAAGCAGCAAUGAGCACUGAGGAUGGAUCAUCAUUUUCCCAGCUUUACGUUGUGCCGCUUGUUGCCGUACCGAACCGAGGAGGCAGCGUCCCGUCCCGAUACACUCCAGGCAGCGCCAGUGCAGCGCCACUGCAGCGCCGGUACUAUGACACACCGACAGUCGGCCACGCGGUCACCGUUCGUUCGGCGCACAGCCAGCUGCGAUAGGGAAAAUGCUGGAUGCGAUUGUAUACAACGGCUGCACGCAUCGAUUGCUGCGAUUGGGGGUAGCGCUUGUGUUUGUGAGCACGCUGGUGGACUUGCUAGCCGCGUCACCGACCACCGUGUACGAUAGUUACGGCGACAACCGGGCGCUUCCGGUGCGCGUAGACGACCGCUCGAGCGGCGGCUCCUUCUUCUCAUCCCCGCUACAUCCGCCACUUUCCGCGCAACAGAGCGCGGGGGAAACGCUCCCCCCAGUGCAACAGCAGCUGGUGGUCGGCGGUGGCGGCGGCGUGACGCGCGUCCCGUGGUACGGCCUGACCGAGCUGUCCGACAUUCUGCUGCUCGGUGUGCUGGUGACCGUUGCCGUGCUCGGAACGCUACUGUUCGUUGUGUUAGUGUUGGGCCUGCGGGCCAAGUUGCACCUGCUGCGGCAGGACCGGGCUGCCGCUGGGGACGAUCGCGCGGAGCUGGCUGCGGACUAUGCGCAGGAGUGUAGUGCGAUCAAGUGCGUGGGAAGUGGAGGGAAAGGGAAAGUGAUCAAAACACCGCCAGCGUCGCCUCCGAUCGUGCUGCUGGAAGCGGGCGCAGUGGUGAAACCGGUGCCGACGACGUGCAUUGCCGUGACCGGGGUGGACGGGGGCCGUCGCCGUACCGAGCAGCAUUUAAACCAGUCCGACAAGCGGCACCGCUCGCCGGGGGGAAGGGGAAGCAAAAGGCGGCCGCCACCGGUCGCCAGUGGGCAACCGUUGCCGGUGGCAACGGUAAACAUGAGUGCGUCGAUCGGGGCAACCGCGUCGAUCGAUCCUGCCACCAGCAGCGCUAGUGGGCGCGAAACCAUCGAGCACGUUACCAUCGACGAUAAGGACAGGCUCCUUCGAGGGCAGCCACGUGCCGAGCAGGGCGAAGAGCAGCAGCAGCAGCCAGUGUCACCGCUGCCAUCAGCACCUCCACCACCGUCCGACAAGCGGAACGUGCUCAAACGGCAAGCCGUAGCGGAGCUUUCCGUAUUUGCCGGUCUGCCAGCGCCGGGAACGCCCGGUAGCGGAUCGCCCACCGCCUACCUCCAGCUGCUAACGCCACUGUCCGCCUCGUCGCUCUCCACGUCCGCCGCUACCACCGACAAUAAUGCGACCCCGACGAAGGGCGAGCCCGGUGGGGGCAGCGCGGCCGGCGGGGGACCCCUGUCCGCCGCGGAAUCGAUGGCCGCCGCACGGUUCGGCUUUUCGCCCCGCUCGAUACACUCCUUCACCAUGCAGACGGCCACGUACUUUCGCUUCCCGGACGUGGACGAUUUCACACCGACACCGCGCACGCUGCCGAAGCGGCACGGGGGCGCAGGCGGCGACGAAACCUGCUCCACUCCGCCCGCCGUCGAUGCGCGCACCGAGGAGGAGGAGGAGGAGGGCGGUGGCCAACUAAGACGGACGGAGCGUGAUACAGCGGCGCCCAAGGUGGCGGUGUUGGCUCCAUCGCCGGGCUCGAUGCCCCUACCACCAUCGCCACCGGCGAAAGGAAACCCCAAAGAGGGUGAAGUUACACAGGACGUCGUGGCUGCUAUCGUAGAACAAAUGGAACAACUGCAAGCACCACCACCACCACCACCCGCAUCCACCAGUAUUGAGCCGCAUCGUCCCACGGCACGCAUCUGCGCACCGAUGGCGAACCGACGCGUCCGGCUGAAAUCGAUCUCGCUCGACUCGGAGGGGGCGCGGCUGGUCGAGGAAAACCUCACCUCGACCAUACCGGUGCAGGAGCUGGUCGGGAUGGCAGCGCACCGAACGGGCGGAUUCGACAGUGUCAUCGACGACGAUGACGAUGACGAGGAAGAGAAUGAACGAGAUGAUGAUGACGACGACGAUGAUGGGCAUGACGAGCGUGCGAACGCAUCCGCCGCACACGAUGAGACUGACCAGGACGAGGACGAGGCAGCCGCGGCUGCGAAGCAACGGUCGGCGGCACGGGCGAAGCGCGUCCGCAACAUUUUAAACCUUCGGCUGAACAUCCCGCCCCUGCCGACCGGCGGCGGGACCGGCUCGAUGGCAUCGCAGGGCAGACCGCCGCCACCGGGCGCUUCCCAGUCGACGGGGUCGGUUGCGAAACCGAUCGUGAAAACGGUCACCGUUACGGGGUCAGUAUCGAACCCAACGAUGAGCACCCAACAACAGCAGCAGCAGCAGCAGCCCACUUUACACCACCGCCACCACAUAGAGGACAGCAAUGAGCAGUUUUACUUCGAGUACUUUGACUACGGUGACGAGGAGGACGAAACGGACGACGAGUACGACGAGGUAGAGUACGGCGAGGAGCACGAGGACAAUAACAACAACAACAACAACAACAACAACAACAACAGCAGUAGCAGCGGCAGCCACACGGUAGCGCUACCACCGGUCCCGAAAACGCCGACCCUUUCGCAGUACAAGCAGAAGGCGAGCUCGCUCGACUCGGACAAGCUGAAGAUCUCGAUCCAGUACGGUGGCAGUGGUGGUGGUGGUGGUGGUAACGGUGGCGGUGCUGGUGGUAAUUCCAGCGUUUACAGCUCCGUCAGCUGCGGCGGCGGCAUGAGCACCAUCAUGAGCAUCGCACAAUGUCAGGGACAGGGAAUGUCCCUGCACAACACAUAUUCCCAUUCGCACACACAGCAGCAAUUUGGGCAAUUUCAGUUCCACCAGCAACCACAGCAGCAACAGCAACAGCAGCACACAUCGCAGCAACCCGCCGGGCAGUUGCAGCAACCGCGACGGGUGUCUUCCGUUUCCGUGCCAACGACGCCGAAGCGAUACCAGUAUCGGACGGCGGCAAACCAUCACUAUUAUCACCAUCAGCAACAGCAGCAGCAACACUACGCGAGUGGACAAUCAAAGCUGAAACCCUCGUACCAUCCGGGGCCGGCACCAGCGCCCUCUGUGGGCGGUGACAGCGGUGGCGCCACGGCGAACGGCAAUCGGAAGGAGAAGAAAUCACCGCUCGGGCUGAAAGCGAUGGGCGGCUGCGGCGGGGAAGGUGGAACGACACCGACCCAGUCCCAGUCCCAGUCGCCCUCCGAGCAGGGCGGCAAGCAGGACGACGGUACCAAACCCUCCGUACCGACCAGCGGGCGGUCGAGCAUACUGCAGCGACGGGGCUCCAACCACAGCCUCACGCUGAAUCUGGACGUGUACAACCGCAGUGGGGGCAGUGUCGAUCUGACCUCCUCCAGCUGCACCAGCCUGUACCGCGGGUCGUACAAGAACCUGCACCAGGUGCAGUCGCACACGCAGCUCUACCAGCCCGCGCACCAGCACCCGGUAGAGCCACCGGUGCGCGUCCAGUGCCAUCAGGCGUCGCCACAGCAACCAGCGCCGGGUUCGGCGACGGUCGGCGAUGGCACCACAACCACCAGCGGUACCAUGCACAACAACAACAACAACAACAACAGCAACGGCUCGAACGCUAACACUAGCAAGAAGAAUCUCCUGCAGCGACGCGGCUCCAACACGAGCCUCACGCUGAAUCUCCGCUCCGGGGUCGGGGCGGGCGGUGGCACCGGGUCCACCUUCGGGCUGAACCGCUUCAGCAGCCACAAUUCGCUCAACACGGGCAUGGCCAGUGCGCUUGGGGCGAGCAACAGCCAUCAGCACCACUCGCAGCAGCAGCAGCAGUACCACCAGCAGCAGCACCAGCAGCACCAGCAACAGUUCCCGUCCUCGUCCAUGGUACGGUUGGCCGGUUCGCGCAAGAGCCUGCUCGAGCGGCGCAACUCGAACGCCAGCCUAACGCUGAUCAACGUCAACCAGCGCACGCUGUCCGUGUCGAACUGCAAUUUGCGCGGUUCGAUCUGCAGUCUGAACAGCCUGCUGACGACGCACACGCAGAACGAGCCGGGCCCGUCCGACAUGAUGCUGGAGGAGGACGAGCUGGACGGUAAUGGCGAUAACGAUCAUCAUCACUACCAUCACCACCAUCAUCACAACCAUCACCAUCAUCAUCAGCAUCACGGUCAGCAUGGUGGUCAUUCCGGGCCGCAUCAUGGCGGGCUGUGCCGUGGGGGUGGUGAGGGUGAGCUGCGGCGAUUUGGAAGCAGUGUGGAUGCGUCCUUCACCGGAACCGAUGGCGCCGGAGUGCAGUCGGAGAUGGGCAGGGCGGGCUCGCGAUACAAUCAGGCGCACGAGCGCUCGGAGCAGCAACAUCAUCAGCAUCUUCAUCACGCCGUUGGCGGUGGUGGUGGUCAUCAUGAGGAGUCGCGCAGUGCCCGCCAGCGCAAGUUCCGCAGCUCGGACAGUCUGCACAACAUCAAUGUGCGCGAGCAGGGACUGCACGGUGGGCAUGGGGCGGCCGGUCCGUUGCAGAGCCGGCUGAUGGACGCGGACAGCAAGCUAAUGUCCGGCAGUGGCUAUCCGCAGUGCAGCUGCCAGUCGUCCUUCGAUGAGCGCCAUCAUUACGGAUCGUCGGAAAACUUCAAAGAGCACCAGAACAAACUGUCGAUCCAUCGGGGACUGUUCCAGAGGGAUCCGGCCACCGUCACGUCCACCUCGUCGGCCAACAAUCUGUCCGCGCUCGGUACGGGCACGAUGUACAGCGGCUGCUGCUGCCCGUGCUGCUGCGGCUGCUGCGGCUGCUGUGGCGGCGUGGCCGGUAUCGGCAGCCACCUGGACGGCUGCUGCGGCGUGAGCGGGCCGCUGAAGGCGGGCGGCAACCUUAGCAGCAGCAACUCGAACGUGCGCAACAUCUCGACCAAACCGCUCAGCCCGCAGACGACGAGCGAGGAUUUCAAGAUCUACCUCGCAAACAUUCAGUUCCUGCAGAAUGCCUCGAACGUGCUGACGAUGGCGUACCUGCGCAAGCUGCACAACUUCUUUGCUAAAACGUACCGCAAGAUGGUCGCGGCGACGGCUACGGCCGCCCAGGAAGUGUUCCAGCAGCAACAGCAGCAGAAGGAAGAAGCGGCUCACGAGAAGGGCCAGCACGAGAGCACGAAAAUGGACGGGGAAGCGGCGACGACGGCCGGCACGAAGAUGAUGCUGCUGCACAGCGACAGCCUGCACCAUCCGCCGGUGUGCGACGACGAGUCGUACGAGGAGGAGCACAAGCGGAUGGUGCUGAAGAUCCAUCAGGAGUUUUGGGACCUGCCAACCAACUAUCAGGAGAAGCCGCUGGUGUUCGGCUCGCAGGCAAAGAAUCGCUACAAAACCAUCCUGCCGAACGAGCAUUCGCGCGUCAUACUCGAACCGGAACGGUCACCGGCGGCCGGGGGUGAACCGUACAUUAACGCGAACUACAUCAAGGGUCCCGAUUAUGCGAACAACAGCUACAUCGCUACGCAGGGCCCCCUGCCGAACACGAUCUACGAGUUUUGGCUGAUGGUGUACCAGAAUGUGGCCCGCACGGCCACGGUGGCGGGCCGAUCGUGUGCCAGCGCCGGACUCGAACAGAAGAUAGUGAUGCUGACGAACUUUGUCGAGAAUGGGCGGCAGAAGUGUGCGAUCUACUUUCCGCAGACGGCCGACGAGUGGGUCGCGUUUGGCAGUGGGGCCGAUAUUGAUGUCGCGGAGAUGUUGCGCGAGAAGGAUACGAUCACGGCGAGUAUUGCAGCAGCGGAACAGCAGCAGCAACCCGAAGGGCAGGAAGCUGUUGGUGGCGUUUGCCAACCGGUGACGGUGCGGGUCCCUUGCGCCAGCUGCUUCUUUCUCGUGCACAACGUCGCGGUGGAGCAGCGCAACGGGUACACCGUGCGGACGCUGAACGUGAUCUACGGUGCGAAGGUGAGCGACGCGGACGCACCGGACGGGGACGGAUCUCGGGCCCUGUUUGAGCUGACGCUGUUCCGAGCGCACCAUUACUGGUUUCCCGACUGGCCCGACCAUCGUUCGCCGAAGGACAUUAACGUGCUGCUCGACCUGAGUCUGGACGUGCUCGGCUCAAACGUGGUCGAUACGCCGCGGCCGGAAAGCAGCAACUCGCUGAAAGGCAACCAGCCGGGCACGCCGGGCCUGGAGGAGGUAAUGGGUGCCGCGCAGCUCGCAGCUCUCAGCUCCUCCUGCACGCCGACCGUGCUGCCGAUCGUUCACUGUUCGGCCGGCAUCGGUCGAACCGGCUGCCUGAUAGCGAUACUGAACGGGCUGCGACAGCUGCGGCUGUCGGUGAUGGCGCACCAGCGCAGGCAGCAACAGCUGAAGCAAUCGCAGGCGCAGACUGUUGAGGCUGGCAAUGGGGAGCUGCAGUCGGGCGGGAGCAAAUCGGCUGCCGACCGGAUGCAGGACGAGCUAGAGCAAUCGUUACCGCUGCCACCGGUGCCAGGCAGCGGCCCGGAAGGCCGUCGGAAGUCCACCGUCCAGAUGGACGGUUCAGCGCUGCUGGCACCGAAUGCCGCCGCUGGGCGAGGCGGUCAGCGCGAGGGUAGUGCGGUAGUGCGCGAGUCCGGCCAGGUGGACAUUUUGGGCAUCGUGUGCAACCUGCGGCUGCAGCGGGGCGGCAUGGUACAGAACUCCGAGCAGUACGAGUUGAUCCACCGGGCGCUCUGCCUGUAUCUGGAGAAGCUCACCCAGGAUGGACACAUUUAGGAUAAAACAAACCAUUUUUGAAUCUUUGUCUACAUAGAAACUGAUUUGUAUUUGCUGUGAAAACUUAGGAAAUGACAACAAGCUGUUGUUGUAUAGGUGAGGGCCUGCGUCAGUGGGAAGGAGUACCACCAAGUGUGCAAGAAGAUACCAAAGAAUUACAAAGUCGACAAGGAUGGCAGGAAUCAAACAAUCAAACUAACGCGCGGGCGAUAUACAACAAAACAAUACGCUAAUACGCUAACACCCAGUGGCAGGGGGACGGGGUGAGCAAUCGUACAUGGUAGAUCUGACUAACUCUUAGUGGUAACGGUGGGGUAGCAUGAUAAAAACAGCGGGUGACUAUCGUUUCGUGGGGGAGGGCAGGGCACGACCUUUAAAUGGAACCACGUAAUGGAAUUAUGAAUUCAAUGUGUGUGUGUUGUCCUUACGAUGGAUGUGCAGGUGUUACAAGGGGGACAAGGCAGCAGCAGCAAGUAUUCUUAUUGUAUGGGAUUGAAUUAGUCACAACAAAAAAGCAAGUGGGUGAAGAUGAAACACGAUAACUUAAUACAUUAUACUAAACUGCAAACAUUAACAACACAAGGGAAAAAAUCAAAUGGUAGAAUCAUUGUACCGGACACAUCUGCUAAUAUAUAAAUGUAUGUACGUGUGUAGUGUCUAAGGGGGUUUUUGAGGAAGGGGGCAUGGGAGUUUUAUGGGAUUGGUAUAAUGGGAUUUUACAAUACAUUUGAGGGAUGAGGGGGGGGGAGGCGGGGACGGGGGAGAAACUCACACACACAAUCACACAAUGCCGCAAACAGAGCCAAGAUCCCGCCCGCUCGGCCCACCCACCCUCGGAAACACGAAUAUAUUGACGAAACAAACAGACAGACAAAAAAGGGAUAAAACAAGGGAAUACGCUAAGGGAAUGCGCUUUAUAUAUGUUUUAGUGUAAGCAACCGUAUGUUUGUAUGAAUGUGUAUGGGAGAGGGAGAGAGAGUGCAAGAGAAAGUGAUGCGAAGUAUAAUAUAGAUUAAUGGUAGGGACAACUAAAUUAUUGCAUAGAUGGAGCAUAUAUAUAUACAUAUACACACACCAAACAGCAACAAAUCCACAUAUACACACACACACAUACCUUACAAACAUCCUUACAGGGGGUUUGCAGGAGUUCUCAUAGUUGUGGGACACUUUACUGACUUUUUCUUAUUUGAAAUGAAUUUAAUGUAAUGCGAUUUGGAAUCUAUAGCUCCCUUGUUGGACAAAUCCAAUAAGAAUUUCUCCAAAUCCAAGGAGCCAGUCUAAAAAGGGUGCUAGAAUCCAAUUUCCACCAAGUAAAGCUCACUUCCCAGAAAGAAAGAGUCAAGGAAGUGUCGCACAGCUAUGAGAACCCCUGGAAAACCCUGUAUACACUUAUGCCAAUGGAAGGACAACAAUUGUGGUGGUGUUUGUAGCGUCGUAAAAACAAAGGAAUAGUAUGGGAAAAGGCUGGACAUUUUUUAUUAAUUUAAAUUUAUCGGCAUAGAAUAAAUGUUUUUUAUUUGUAAAUUAGAAAACUUGCCCAGAAUCGGAACGUAUUAACCUUAUGAGAAGAACAAGCAAACUAAACACUUGAUCGUAGAAAGCAUGAGAUGAGCAACAACAAAAAACCGUUUGGCAAACAUUUGUAGUGUAGAACAAAAAGGGAAAAGGAAAAAAAUUCAAACGGAUUAGAGUGUAUUUCGUAGCAAACUUAAUGAGACGCUGCUGGCAGAUGAGGAGAAAACAGCCGAGAGAGAAAGAGCACAAAGCAAAGCCCAUUUACUGUGGAUCCAUUUUUUAGUGCGCGGGGAGAGUAACACCCCCUCGCAACCUCGUAGAUUGAAGUAUUUAAAAUAGAUAUUUUUAAACAAACAAACAAACAAAAACGCAACCUAACGCGGCACCACAGCUGCUUCUACACCACCUGUGUACUGGUAUUUUGUGAAAUGGUAAAAUUUUAUCGGGAAAUUACACAAACACACGCGGCACUGUGCGUGCUUAUCAGCCCCAGCAGAAGCAUCCCGCGUCAUCUCACGUGCGCGGGCGGGAUGACCGUCCCCGCACGUGGGCAUUACAGUACAAUCGAACCACAGCCUCCAGCCAGCUUCUGGACAGUCUCUGGUGUGCUCAAAGUAUGUUUUUUUUUUUCUAUGUUAAAUUUGCAUAAGCGCGCAAAGUUACCACACACACACACCGGUAGUAGGGGAGGAUAAAAGCAGCAAAACUAAAAUGGCAAUUUAUGCCGCUGCACGUGGCGUAAGUGUUGCGUAGGCUUUUUCUGCAACCUUACUGCGCCGAAAGGUCGGUGUUGAUGCGCAGAGAGUUUUGAAGUGGCUUCAAGGAGCAGGCCAAGAAGCUACUGCACCGCGCACACAUCUUUUACGCGAACGCGCAUACGCGUGGUGUGGGGGGGGGGGGCAGAGGUACAACAGCGAUAAAACCAAAUGAAAAGAAGGAACACAGAUAAAAAAACACGAGCAAAACUGAAUUGCUAACUAAGAAUCAAUCAACCACAGAAAACCAACCACAACCAACAAUAUGUGUGUGUAAAUAAAUGUGUGAAAAAAUA